Messenger RNA from Oryza brachyantha (malo sina), 3075 nucleotides. Its product is annotated as leucine--tRNA ligase, chloroplastic/mitochondrial. The transcript is spliced from 20 exons. Gene Ontology annotation, molecular function: ATP binding; leucine-tRNA ligase activity; aminoacyl-tRNA deacylase activity. The record is from RefSeq and is a predicted model, not a curated record. Bases 39 to 2870 code for a protein of 943 amino acids. NCBI's taxonomy places the organism in Eukaryota, Viridiplantae, Streptophyta, Magnoliopsida, Poales, Poaceae. Gene Ontology annotation, cellular component: cytosol. Gene Ontology annotation, biological process: leucyl-tRNA aminoacylation.
CCCCCGCGCUCCCACUCUCUAACCUCCUCUCCCACCCGAUGGCCCUAGCGAUGCCAACCCCGCUCCAGCUCCGCCUGCACCCGCGCCCGCCCUCCCUCGACUUCACCCACCACCGCCGCCGCCGCCUGCCGCGAAGUGCUGGCUGGUGCCGCUGCUGCGCCGGCGCCGACGCAGACGCGGGGAAGGCGCAGGUGAGGAGGGCGUACCCGUACGACGAGAUCGAGCCGAGGUGGCAGAGGCACUGGGAGGAACACCGCACGUUCCGCACCCCGGACAUCGGCGACGGCCUCGACACCUCCAGGCCCAAGUGCUACAUCCUCGACAUGUUCCCCUACCCUAGUGGAGCUGGGCUGCAUGUCGGACACCCCCUUGGGUACACGGCAACCGACAUCCUGUCGAGGUUCAAGCGCAUGCAAGGCUUCAAUGUGUUGCAUCCCAUGGGAUGGGAUGCAUUUGGUCUUCCUGCUGAGCAGUAUGCUAUCGAGACAGGAACCCACCCUAAGAUUACCACUGAACGAAACAUUGAUCGCUUCCGCUCACAGCUCAAAUCGUUAGGUUUUUCAUAUGACUGGGAUCGUGAAAUUUCCACAACGGAACCAACUUACUACAAAUGGACACAAUGGAUUUUCCUUCAAUUACUGAAAAGAGGACUGGCCUAUCAGGCUGAGGUACCGGUUAAUUGGUGCCCUGCUCUUGGAACUGUUCUGGCGAAUGAAGAAGUAAUAGAUGGUGUCAGUGAACGCGGUGGUCAUCCUGUUAUACGAAAGCCAAUGCGCCAAUGGAUGCUGAGGAUAACAUCUUAUGCUGAUCGACUUCUUGAAGAUUUGGAUGAACUUGAUUGGCCUGAGAGCAUUAAAGAUAUGCAAAGAAACUGGAUAGGGAGAUCAGAAGGAGCUGAGCUUGAAUUCUCAGCUGUGGACAAAGAAGGACAUGAUCUAGGUGCUAAUUUGUUAGUUUACACCACAAGACCUGACACAAUUUUUGGUGCAACGUAUCUUGUUCUGGCACCUGAACAUUCUCUAUUGCCAUCUCUAACAUCUGAGCAACAACGUGUACUUGUAGAGGAAUAUAUAGAACUCGCAGCAAGAAAGAGUGAACUGGAAAGAACUGAUCUUCAGAAGGAAAAAACUGGAGUUUUUAGUGGUUCUUAUGCUAAGAACCCAGCAACUGGGGAGAUAGUUCCAAUAUGGGUGGCAGAUUAUGUUUUAGGAAGCUACGGCACUGGGGCUAUCAUGGCAGUGCCUUCACAUGACUCGCGUGACCAUGAAUUUGCCUUGAAAUACAAACUUCCAAUCAUUAAGGUUGUAAGUCCACUCAAUGGCAAUUGUGACUCCGAGGAGGCAUAUGCAGAUGAUGGUAUCAUGAUAAACUCAUCCAGUUCUUCAUCUGGAUUAAAUAUUGAUGGUAUGCUUUCCAAGGAUGCUGCUUUGAAAGUUACUGAAUGGGUAGAGGCUAAUGGCUUUGGAAAGAAAAAGGUGAACUACAAGCUUCGAGAUUGGCUUUUUGCUAGACAGCGUUAUUGGGGUGAGCCUUUCCCUGUGAUUUACCGUGAUGAUACCAAUGAAAUGGUGCCUCUUCAAGAAAAUCAGUUGCCCUUAACUCUUCCUGAAUUGGAUGACUUCACUCCAACUGGUACUGGAGAGCCCCCUCUGACCAAGGCAACAGAUUGGGUUAAAACCAUCGAUCCUUUAUCUGGCAAGCCUGCAAGGAGAGAAACAAGCACCAUGCCACAAUGGGCUGGAUCAUGCUGGUACUAUUUGAGAUUUAUGGAUCCCCAAAAUGCCAGUAUGUUGGUUGACAAGGCAAAAGAGAGUUAUUGGGGUCCAGUUGACAUCUACGUUGGUGGCGCUGAACAUUCUGUCUUGCAUUUGCUUUAUGCACGAUUUUGGCAUAAGGUUCUGUUUGAUAUUGGCGUAGUUUCCACUAAAGAGCCCUUCAAUUGCCUGAUAAAUCAAGGACUGAUACUAGGAGAAGUUGAAUACACUGCAUAUAGAGACAAUGAAGGGAGAUGGGUUUCUGCAGAUUCUGACUCAAGUUUGAUUGGUUGCUACCAAGAAAAAGUACCUGCAGAUAAGGUCACAAAAGUUGGAGAUCAUUAUGUACUGAAGGAUGAUACAAACAUACGGCUAAAUGCUCGUGCUUAUAAAAUGAGUAAAAGUCGAGGAAAUGUCAUCAACCCAGAUGACGUGGUUUCAGAAUAUGGUGCUGAUUCUCUCCGCUUAUAUGAAAUGUUCAUGGGACCACUGAGAGAUUCAAAAACAUGGAGCACCGGUGGAAUCGAAGGUGUGCAUAGGUUUCUAGGAAGGACAUGGAGGCUCAUAGUUGGUUCACCAUUAUCAGAUGGGUCAUAUGGAGUUGGAACUACAGUUACUGAUGAGGAACCAACCUUGGAUCAGCUCCGAGUUCUUCACAAAUGCAUUGCAAGAGUCACAGAGGAAAUUCAAGAAACAAGAUUUAACACUGCGAUUUCUGCAAUGAUGGAAUUUGUGAAUGCUGCAUACAAGUGGGACGCCCACCCAAAGUCGGUUAUCGAAUCCUUUGUUUUGUUGCUUUCACCUUUUGCACCACACAUGGCUGAGGAGCUUUGGUUUCGCCUUGGACACUCAAGAUCAUUGGCCCAUGAGCAAUUUCCAGAGGCAAAAAUUGAGUACUUGAAAGAAUCAAAGAUUGUGCUUCCAGUGCAAAUCAAUGGGAAGACAAGAGGCACAAUCCUUAUCGACAAAGAGUGCUCUGAGGAUGAUGCAUUCCAAAUAGCAGCCUCGGAUGAGAAACUCUCCAAAUAUUUGACUGAGAAGGGCAUCAGGAAGAGAAUUUAUGUGCCCGGAAGGAUCCUUAAUGUUAUACUAGAUAAACAGAAGGCAAGGACCUGAUUGUUGAUCUUCCUUGAAGGCCUUGCUUAUAGGUGUAGAUAUUAUCGAGGCACUAGAAAUGUGUAAAUUUCUAUUCUUUUGUAGCAUUUGUAGUUGUUGGCAUGCAACUUCUGUGAUACUACUACAUGGGGUCAUAAUUUUCUUUUAAGAUGAAUUUGUUGUCUCACAAUACAACUCACAGGAUGAGAAUCCUUUUUAAGUGAAA